Corticium candelabrum is the source of this 675-nucleotide messenger RNA. RefSeq names its product collagen triple helix repeat-containing protein 1-like. The transcript has 2 exons. Bases 1 to 675 code for a protein of 224 amino acids. The record is from RefSeq and is a predicted model, not a curated record. Lineage: Eukaryota; Metazoa; Porifera; Homoscleromorpha; Homosclerophorida; Plakinidae.
AUGGCGCCCCUGGACGAGAUGGCAGAGACGAAGCUAAAGGAGAGAGAGAGAGGGGAAACGGGAAAAAGGGAGAAAGGGGAGAAGGGAGAAGUUGGAAGAAUAGGAGAAAACGGUCAAGUGGGGCCACAAGGUAUUGUCGGUCCUAAAGGAAAUUCCGGGAAAGUGGGAGCACGUGGAGCAAUGGGGCCAAGAGGAAUGAAAGGAGUCGGUGGAUCUAAAGGAUCCAAAGGAGACCAAGGAGUUGAAGUCCAAGAGAACUGGAAACAAUGCGUGUGGGAUAGAAGGGACGACAAAGACAGUGGAGUUAUUCAGGAAUGUCUGUUUACCAAGAGAUUGGGAAAUUCCGCGUUACGUGUAGCGUACGCCGGGAACUUACGAGUAUACUGCAACACGCAUCAAGCAUGUUGUUCCCGCUGGUAUUUUACAUUCAAUGGAGGUGAAUGUUCUGGUCCCAUGACCAUCGAGGGUCUUGUAUACUCUAACAGGCAGGGAGACAAUGUUCAUCGUCACAGACAGAUUGAGGGUUAUUGUGAGAACAUACCAGCAGGUCAACUCAAAGUUGCAUUUUACGUUGGAAAGUGCGCUAGAUACAGCAGUACAACAUACGACGCUGUAACCGGAUGGGAUUCUACAUCUCGCAUAAUGAUUGAGGAGACUCCGCCUGCACAGCAAUAG